Messenger RNA from Aspergillus heteromorphus CBS 117.55, 812 nucleotides. Its product is annotated as mitochondrial 54S ribosomal mL53 domain-containing protein. Gene Ontology annotation, cellular component: mitochondrial large ribosomal subunit. Lineage: Eukaryota; Fungi; Ascomycota; Eurotiomycetes; Eurotiales; Aspergillaceae. The record is from RefSeq and is a predicted model, not a curated record. Gene Ontology annotation, molecular function: structural constituent of ribosome. The transcript is spliced from 2 exons. Bases 182 to 502 code for a protein of 106 amino acids.
UUAUUUUCUCCGGCUUGAAGUCCAAAUUACCCCACGCCGGCUACUCAUUUCUCAAUUGCGGCCAAUUGGUUUGACUCGGGCAAGCUCAACCUACACAUCCACACAAUAUCAACACCUCCCACCCUUCUCCAGGAAAAAAAAGAAGACCGACUUGCAGAAGUCCCUCACCAACACCGCCAUCAUGACCAUCCCCGUCAACACGAUCUCGACCCUCCGCACAACCUUCAACCCCUUCUCCCGCUCCGCCCGUCCCUGCAGACUUCUCCUCUCUCUGCUCCGCACCCCCUCGACCGUCCCGGCCUCCAGCGGCACGCACAUCGAUAUCAAGGUCACCCAGCUGCCGCGCCACUCAACGCAACCGCCGGAGCUGAUGGUCAAGUUCAAGAACGGCAAGGAGUUGAACAUCGACGUGGGCCAGCGACAGCUGAAGAUCGGCGAUGUCAUUGAGGAGAUUGCGCGUGUGGGCCGAGCCAUUGAGAGAGAGGAGACGUUGAAGGGUUGAGUGCGCGUCAUUGCGGACGAUUUGGGCUGGGUUGGUUUGGAUUUUUGUUUGUUCCUUCAGCUGCAUAGAUGUUGCUUGGGGUGUGGCGUGGGUGGGUGUCUGCAGCGGCGCAGUGAGAGAGGUACCUAGAGAUCGGGUUGGUUCCGGUGCUACUGCUCAGGAAACCCGGAUGUUGGUCUUGAGAGGGAUUGAUUGAUUGACUGAUGUGUUGGUCUGUCAACCUGUACUAUCAUGUUUUUGUAUGUGUAUGUGUAUGUGUAUAUAUUAGCCAUUGAGUGAUACUCCAUCUUCUACAAUGCUUAUUCGCGUC